Molecule: messenger RNA, 1268 nt
Organism: Hyaloscypha bicolor E
Lineage: Eukaryota; Fungi; Ascomycota; Leotiomycetes; Helotiales; Hyaloscyphaceae
Product: NAD(P)-binding protein
Exons: 4
Coding region: 206-1219 (337 amino acids)
Source: RefSeq, a predicted model, not a curated record
UAAUCCCGCUUUUCCAUAUGUAUGGCCGCAUUUCCAUGUUCCAUACUCUAACACUGGGAGACGACCAAUCACUAGUAAAGCAGAUGACAAAUGGUCACAGUUCGUUGGUUUUAUAAUUGCAGAACUUCAAUGGUUCUUGAAGUCUCUUCUGUCACCAUCCCCACUCUCCCGAACUUGAGAUCACUUCAAUUGAAUUUUCUUAAAAAUGGCAGCCAAGAAGGUCUUUAUAACGGGAGCAACUGGUUUCAUCGGUGGCAGCGUCUUGAAUAAGCUUCUCGAGAAACACCCCCAACUUGAGAUCACAGCCCUUCUACGCAGUCCUUCUUCAGCAUUUUCUGCCAAAUACAGCUCAGUUGAAGGGGUCAAGGGCUCAUUUGACGAUUUCGGAAUCAUUGAAAAGGCAGCACAUGAAGCAGACAUUGUAAUUCAUACUGGUGACAUUAGUCAUCCGGGAUGCGCCAAAGCCAUUCUCUCCGGACUGAACAAGCGAACAGAAGAAAGCUUCUUGAUUCACCUAACCGGAACUGGAUGUAUCUCCGAUGAGCGCGAGCAGACGUGGGAAGGAAAAUACAAUCCGCAUGUAUGGGACGAUGUCAAAGAAAUCAACGAGAUUUACGACCUCCCCGAGACGGCGCAGCAUCAUGUCAUCGAUCAGUGGAUUAUGGAUGCCAGCAACGAGAAACUGAAAACUGUGAUUAUCUGUCCACCUGAUAUAUACGGCCAGAGUUCGACCAUUGGCAAUCGGGCGACAUUUCUGGUUCCGGAUUAUGUUGAGGCAAUUAUCAAGCACAAAGAAUCCUUUUAUCUAGGUUCUGGAGAGAACAUCCGCGGUGUUACACAUAUCGAUGAUGUAGUGGAUCUCUUCUUACUGAUUUUGGCGAAACAACUCGAAGGCCGGAAAGAAUUGGACUAUGGUAGACAGGGAUUCUAUUUUGCAGUCUCGGAUGGCAUUCCGUGGAAGAACGCAGCCGAAAAGAUCAAUGAGCUGGGUCAACAUCAGGGCUGGCUGCCCAAAGGAACGAAAGCAGUGUCUUGGAAUGAGAGUCAACUGGCGGCUUUGCUACCAAGCGAUCCUGGCCGAGUCCUGUACCUAUGGGGCUCUAAUAGCAGAGCUGAAUCUUCGAGAGCGAAGAAAUUGGGUUGGAGACCACAUGGACCGAGUUUCUGGGAGGCUCUUCCUGAGGACUGUAAAGUAGCUGCGGAGAAGUUGAAGGUUUAAGCAAAAUGUCAUGGUGAGUUCAGCGGUUGACAACUCGACAUGAAAGUCA